CAGUAGUAGGAGCCAGCAGCAACAGCCAGUAGUAGGAGCCAGCAGAAACCACCAGUAGUAGGAGCCAGCAGCAACCACCAGUAGUAGGAGCCAGCAGCAACAGCCUGGGAGGGAGCAGCAACAGCCAGUAGUAGGAGCCAGCAGCAACAGCCUGGGAGGGAGCAGCAGUGGGGGCAGCAGAGCCUGAACAAAGUGAGCUCACAGAAGAAGUGCCUCUAAUCACCGCAUUCCAGCAGAGGAGAGCCAGUCAACUUCCUCUAAGCCUGUGUGACGGGCAGAGAGCUAUUUUACUCUUCUUCACCUGGACUGGACUUUACCCACCUCUCCCUAGCAGUGUCUGACUGACGAAGGAUUUUAAAGAAAGGAGGAAAAUAAAAGUGACUUUCUUUGGUUCUAAAACGGAAGAAGACCCAGAUGUGAAGAUGGAGGAGGGAUACGAACUUGACCUGACUUACGUGACGGAGCGCAUUAUCGCUGUGUCCUUCCCCCGGGCAUGCUCAGAGGAGAUCUACUUUCACAACCUGAAGGAUGUCACACGGAUGCUCAAGUCCAAGCACGCUGAUAACUACCUGAUUAUCAACCUGUCGGAGAAGAGACAUGAUCUCUCUAAAAUGAACCCUAAGACUCUGGACACGGGCUGGCCUGACCUGCAUGCUCCUCCUCUGGAUAAGAUCUGUACCAUCUGUAAGGCCAUGGAAAACUGGCUCAAUGCUGACCCUCUACACGUGGUGGUCAUACACUGCAGGGGUGGGAAAGGCCGAAUUGGAGUGGUCAUCUCAUCAUUUGUGCAUUUCACCGACAUAUCUGCCAGUGCUGAUCAGGCCCUGGACCGCUUUGCAAUGAGGAAGUACUACGACGACAAGGUCUCAGCAUUAAUGACACCCUCUCAGAAAAGGUACGUUUGGAUCCUGAACAGUCUCCUGAGUGGGUCAAUGAAAAUCAACGCCUCUCCACUGUUCUUGCAUUGCAUCAUUCUACGUGGGAUACCAAACUUUGACACUGCAGGAGUUUGUCGGCCAUUCCUGAAAGUCUACCAGGGAAUGCAAGCUGUCUACUCCUCAGGGGUCUAUCACAUUGGGCCUGGACACAGAGACAGGAUAUGUAUCAGUCUGGAACCUGCUCAGAUGUUAAAGGGAGACAUCAUGGUGAAGUGUUACCAUAAGAGUGAUGUCACUUUGGAGCGCGAGGCGAUCUUCCGGCUCCAGUUCCACACAGGAGCAGUGCAGGGCUACAACCUGGUGUUCGAGAAAGAAGACAUGGAGACUGCCAAUAAAGAUCACAGAUUUCUGGCUUACGGGAAAGUGGAGCUGGUGUUCUCUGAGGGCCCGGAGAAAAUCCCAGGUGCAGAGCGCUGGCAGAACGGGGCAGACAUAAGUGUGGACUACAACACAGCCAACCCUCUGACACGAUGGGACUCUUACCAGAACAUAAUUGACGCAGAAGUGCCCCGCUCUCAGGGACUGGCCCAGGACAAAGCCUCCCCAUCCAAAAGGUGCCCUAACGGGGAAGUAUCCACCACAGUGACCCUGGCCCGUGGAGCCCACCAAGCCACUUCUACCACCAGCAGUCCCGACCACAGCGACCACGCCCUGUCAGCCAGCAGUGACUCAGGCCUGUCCAGCACCUCUCUGUGGACUGACAAACCCCCAGCCCCGAUCACCACAACCACCAGCUCCAGGCCACAGCAAGGCCCCAGCCGUCAGGAGAAGGCCCAGCUGAAGCGCCUGCUGAGCGGGUUCGGCCUGGAGGAGAUGUCUGAGUGCGGAGGAGGGGGGCCAGGAGUGAUGACCAUACAGAAACGGGCCCCAGCCCAGGUGCAUGGCAACGGGGACCUGCGGCCCCCCAGGGAGAGGGAGACGGACAUCCUGGAUGAUGAGGUCCUCCUGUCGGGUCAUGACCUGCGCAGCGUGGACAGCCUCGGGACCCUGUCGUCCUCCUGCCACAAGAGCAGCCAGAACUCAUUGCUUUCAGAUGGCUUCGGUAGCCCUGGGGGAGAGGAGCACCAGCUCCACCACCACCAACCCCAGCACCACCACCCAGCCCCGGCUACAAUGGAGGAGUACGAGAGAGCCUACGCAGAGGCCCGGAGGAGCUGCUUUGGCCAGAGGAGUGCCUCGGUCUCCACCCCCGCCACCGCCAUGCCGAUGCCCAAGCAGCAGGUAUACCGGCAGGGCAGCUACUCCACACACACCUGGGUGCGCCAACAGCAGAUGGUAGCAGCCCAUCAGUACGCCUACCUGCAGGCCGAGGAGGGUGAGGAGAGGGAGAGGUACCUAGGGGACAACAAAGCACAAGGGGGAAGCCCACCCAAACCUCCAACCCCUACAGUGUCACAACAAGGACCCGUGCUGAAUAUGAACACUGCUGCCUUGAGAACGGUGGUGGCACCACAGACACACAACGAGCAGCCUCCUGCAGUCGUCAACGAUAACAACAACAGCCGAGACGAAGAGUUCAACUCUUUGACUGUGGACAUCGAUAACUCCAUCGACCAGCUCAACCAGUUGAUCAUGGACCUGGACCCCACGUUCGUGCCUGUCCCCACACGCUCCAGCUCGGUCAAGAGGAACGGCGGGGAGCAUGUGAAUAGCUCAGCCACCACAAACGCCACCUCCACCACCUCCUCCGGGUGCCCCAACGGAGUCAGUCCCAGAGUCACAGAGAACAGUACAGCCGCACUGCAAAGCACACAGCCGUCAGCUGCCCCAUUGUCCGUUGGUGACGUCAGAGUGGACUCCAUGCAGAGUCGGCAGGACAGUGACGUCAGAGUGGACUCCAUGCAGAGUCUGCAGGACAGCGACGUCACAGAUCACCCAGGAUUCGGUGGCUCACGCUGGGGCGUGCAGGAGGAGUACAAGAGCAGACGGACCUACUCACCCUGCGUACCUCACUCCCAGCAUGGCAUGCUGUUCAGGAGUGACAGUGUGAACUACAGAGCUCAGGGUCCAGAGAUGGACAGUGGAGUGGAGGCUGGUAGUGACAUGACUCCUCCUACUCCUGCCUUCCCCAUCUCUCCCCCUACACCUUAUGUGAAAAACAUGGCGGAAUUCACUCACCUGAGGCAAAUUCCAUCUCCCAGCAUGCAAUCAUAUGGAGCUUACAGGACGGAGCAUGAGCCCAGAGGUUACUUAGAGAUGAUUGGUCAUGUUCCCCAGUCCGCAGAAGAGGGCCUUCCAGACUCAUCCCCCAGCUGCCAUAGGUCCUUUAGCUCCUCUCGCUCGGCGUUCAUUAGUGGGAUGCCACAACGGACAGACAGCCCCUCCAUGGGUCAGCCCUGGCCAGAGGACAGAGCCCUUCAUCCCCACUCCAUGUCCUUGGACUACAGCCACCACUCCCCUCCCAUGCACCCCCAACCCCACACUCACCCUGCGCCCAACGCCCACAGCUCCCCCCGGGGCAGCCAGCAGAGCCACAUGGCACACUAUGGCCUCACCCACAGCCUUGCGCACAGCUUUGACGUGCAAGACAACUUAGGCCUGGGGGGCUAUGGCGCAGUCGACAGCCCACCCUCUGCCUCUCCUCUACUGGGGAAUGGAGGCAUGGAGAGGGGCCUGUCCUGUAUGGGUUCCAUGGAUGGGCCGGGCACCAUCCGGACCCAGCACCUGCCACAGCUGCAGCAGCUCCAGGCCCAGGGUGCCUUGCCUCCACUGCUGCCUGAGAAGAGGAGGGAGUCGGACGGGGAGCACUCCUUGGGCACAGCCUCCCCAGCCCCUAGCGGAUUCUCCAGCCCACAUAGCGGAAGCUCCCUCAGUAUCCCAUUUCCCAACAUCCUGCCUGAUCUCUCAGCCUCUGCACAGAUGCCGGGCACCGCUUCACCUCUGCCAGAUGUCCUGGCCAGCAAGCAUGUGACUGUAAACUUUGUGCAAGACACAUCGAAAUUCUGGUACAAGCCUGAUAUCUCCAGGGACCAAGCUAUCUCAGUCCUGAAGGACAAGGAGCCCGGAUUUUUCAUAGUACGGGACAGCCACUCCUUCAAAGGAGCCUAUGGGCUGGCCAUGAAGGUGGCCACACCCCCUCCCUCAGUCCUGCAGCAGAGCAAGAAAGGUGAUCUGUCCAAUGAGCUGGUCCGUCACUUCCUGAUUGAGUGUACACAGAAAGGAGUUCGGUUGAAGGGCUGUCCCAAUGAGCCCUACUUUGGUAGUUUAACUGCGUUGGUGUGUCAGCACUCCAUAACUCCCUUGGCUCUGCCCUGCAAACUCAUCAUACUUGACAGAGAUCCUCUUGAAGACGUGGUGGAGAAUACUGCUCCACAAUCUGUCACCAACUCUGCUGCUGAGCUCCUUAAACAAGGAGCAGCGUGUAAUGUGUGGUUCCUGGGCUCAGUGGAGAUGGAGUCUCUGACCGGGUACCAGGCUGUGCAGAAGGCCACCAGUGUAACAUUGGGCUCAGACCCCCUGCCCACCUCCACCGUGGUCCACUUGAAAGUCUCCUCACAGGGAAUCACCCUCACCGACAACCAGAGGAAGUUGUUCUUCAGAAGGCAUUAUGCAGUGACCACUGUCAUCUUCUGUGCAUUGGACCCUCAAGAUCGGAAGUGGAAAAAAGAUGGCUGCACUUCAGCAAAGAUCUUUGGCUUUGUGGCGAGGAAGACGGGCAGUGGGCAGGACAACGUGUGCCACCUGUUCGCCGAGCACGACCCCGAGCAGCCCGCCAGCGCCAUCGUCAACUUCGUCUCCAAGGUGAUGAUUGGCUUCCAGAAGACCAAGUAGCACUGCAACGCUGCUAGCUAAUUGGCUAGUGGGGCUGUUUCUAAAACUUAAAACCGUACAAUCCUCAACCUGAAGGUUAUGAGCCAGGACUUGGACAGGAAGGCAGUGGAACAGAGUUCCAUCCACAGAACUAGAAUGGGUUUUGCGAGAUACUAUUUCAAUGGUUACACUACCUAAGAAUGGGAUACAAUUGAUAACAAUAAUCUUGAGGCGAAAGAAACGCACACCUAUUUAGGCGAGUUGCUGGCUAGCGGAGUGGAACACUUAAAAAAAGUAAAGGAGAGCCGCACACUCUAGGAGCUCAGAUGCAAAAAUAUCUAUGUCCAACGUUUCGACAGACAAGCUGUCUUCAUAAGGGCAGCACUCCAUCACUUGUCUGUUGAAACGUUGGACAUAAAUAUUUUUGCAUCUGAGCUCCUAGAGUGUGCGGCUCUCCUUCUCCUUUAUACAAUUGGCAACAAGCAUGAAAAGAGUUACAAGUUACAACCUAUCCAAGUCAUCUCCUGCUUACAACACAGAGGGAACUGUGGACCAUCAGCAGGACAGGAGACUCAUUGAGAUCUUUCAUUGAGUCCAAUGAAAACUCAGAACUCCUUUGCCAUCAUUUUCUAACAGACUCUUUCCUUAUGAUGAUUAUUGGGGGUUUGUCUGGAAGGAAAAAUAGAAUAUACAACAGCUACGUUAUAAGAUGUGUAUUUCAUUUUUAUGUAUCAUUGUAGAACUAAUACAGAUGUUUGCAUUUCUGUCUCGAAAGGGCUUACAGUUUUAUGUAUCCCAAAUCUUUACAAGUUAGUUACAUAUUCCUAUUCUCAACAUGCUCUGUAUGAUGUGAUACUAUACUAAAGUUAGUUACAUAUUCCUAUUCUCAACAUGCUCUGUAUGAUGUGAUACUAUACUAAAGUUAGUUACUUAUUCCUAUUCUCAACAUGCUCUGUAUGAUGUGAUACUAUACUAAAGUUAGUUACAUAUUCCUAUUCUCAACAUGUUCUGUAUGGUGUGAUACUAUACUAUACUAUAGGGAAGCAUAGAAGCCUGGCAUGUAAGGGUUUUGUCAUGUUUAAUAUUUAACCAAAAAUAAAUCAACUAUAUAAAGCAUUAUUCAAGCUAUUAAAAACAGUACUAAAAAAAUACUGUAAAUCAUAACUUCUCCUUAUGUUAUCAAAAACUUUAUUUUUGUAAAUGCACCAUGUACUAUUUGAAAAGUAAUACCUAUUGACUUUGUUAGAACAAAAAAAUAUAAAUAUUUCCCCUAAACUAAUGUUUCACCAUCCCAAUCAUUUAUCUUGAAUUUGGAUAUUGCUCACCUCUGGAUAUGCAUGCGAAUUAAAACCACCAUCAACGCAAUAACACACAAAAAUGUAAAGUUCUGGAAGGGGAGCGUUGGAAUGAAUCAGACCACAGAAAAAUAUUAUAUAUGUAAACCCUAAUAUAUUCUAUGAUUCCUUUAUAUCAUUUGUCAAUUACAUGUACUUUGAACUCAUGUACUACUUCGUUCAGUACUGCUUUGUCUGGAAGAUUGUUUUAAAAUUGAUACAUUUCUGUAUGUUUUUCCUUUGGCUAGUCUCAAAUAAGUGUUUAAAUUGACUAUUUGGUGGUAUAUUAUUGGCACUAACUAUAUAUUGAAAUGUCUCAGUGUUAAAAUAUAUACAGUACACUGAGUGUACCAAACAUUAGUAUUGAUUAAUAUUAAAAUUGAGUUGCACCCACCCUUUAGCCCUCAGAACAGCCUCAAUUCGUCAGGGCAUGGACUCUACAAGGUGUCCAUGCCCUGCAGGGAUGCUGCCCAUGUUGACUCCUGCUCACAACUGCUUCCCACUGUUGUGUCAAGAUGGCUGGAUGUCCUUUGAGUAGUGGACCAUUCUUGAUACACACAGCAAACUGUUGAGCGUGAAUAACCCAGCAGCGUUGCAGUUCUUGACACAAACCGGUGCGCCUGGCACCUACUUCCAUAGCCUGUUCAAAGGCACUUCAAUAUUUAGUCUUGCCCAUUCAACCGCUGAAUGGCACAGAUACACAAUCCACGUCUCAAUUGUCUCAAGGCAUAGAAAUCCUUCUUUAACCUGUCUCCUCGCCUCCAUCUACACUGAUUGAAGUAGAUUUAACAAGUGACAUCAGCUUUCACCUGGAUUCACCUGGUCUGUCUAUGUCCAUGGAAGGAGCAGGAGUCCUUAAUGUUUUUAUACUCAGUAGAGGACAUUUGUAUUGUAUAUUUCAUUUGGAAUUAUGAAAUAAAUAUUGUGUUGGAACAAUAGGCGAUCAUUGGGGCUCGAUUGAACUCGAUGGAAAAGUGCAAAAGUGUCAACACCGCCCACCCAAUGCAUCGAGCGAGCUCAAUGAAGUGCAGCUUUUUAACCACUUCUCUGUGUAGAUGAACUUUUUCACGGUCACAUUUCUUCAUGUCAAAUAAUCAGGGCAGGGACCACCUAAUUCCAAUACACUUUGUUUAUAUACAAUACAUUCACUGUUUGUGUACAUUUUAGUUGUAUUUUUUUUUCUUUCAUUUUGCUCAUGAUGUACUAAUAUGAUUUACAGUCUGUACCUCAUCAUACCUUUACUAUCUCACUUUGAAAAAACUAAUUAUAUUUUUUUAUGUUUCAUAUUGAUUUGCAGCAAGUAACAUAAAAAGUUCAUUUGUAUAGGAGAAAUGGUAUUUUCAAUGUUGAAUGUGAAUAAACAAAAGGGAAAAAUUA
Messenger RNA from Oncorhynchus gorbuscha (pink salmon), 7399 nucleotides. Its product is annotated as tensin-3-like. Gene Ontology annotation, biological process: dephosphorylation. Gene Ontology annotation, molecular function: phosphatase activity; protein binding. The transcript has 26 exons. NCBI's taxonomy places the organism in Eukaryota, Metazoa, Chordata, Actinopteri, Salmoniformes, Salmonidae. The record is from RefSeq and is a predicted model, not a curated record. Bases 423 to 4709 code for a protein of 1428 amino acids.